Molecule: messenger RNA, 563 nt
Organism: Bombus pyrosoma
Lineage: Eukaryota; Metazoa; Arthropoda; Insecta; Hymenoptera; Apidae
Product: DNA repair protein SWI5 homolog
Exons: 2
Coding region: 192-539 (115 amino acids)
Biological process (GO): double-strand break repair via homologous recombination
Cellular component (GO): Swi5-Swi2 complex; Swi5-Sfr1 complex
Source: RefSeq, a predicted model, not a curated record
GAUUUCACGUCUAUUUUAUUACUCGAUGUUGUAUAAAGUGAACAUUUCUUGUGAUAUGUGUAUUAUAUUCGAAUAUUAGUUGUAUUAAGCUUAUUCAAUUUAUGAGACUUGAUUACGAUGUUCGUUAUUUGUGAUCUGUAGUUUCUAAACUUUGAAGGCAAAGAGUAUUGUACGUGAGAGUUGUAAGUGAAAUGUUUAAGAAAUCCAAUGAACAAAGUAUGAAGAAUAUUAGGGGGGUAAAUACGCCAAGAUCGAAUCAGUCAUUACAUUCGAAUAAUGAGAACAUUUUGCUUACGGAAGAGGAGAUACGCGAAUACUUCAAGCUCGUAGAAUACGAAAAAAUGCUUGAUCAAGAAUUGUCCAAUUUGAGGAUGGAAGAGACAGAAUUUCGUUCAACUCAAGAAACUAUGGAUUUAUUACAUAAAUACAAUGAUAUUAAAGAUGUAACUCAAAUGGUUCUAGGUGCAAUAGCUGUAGCAAAUAAAACUACGAUUAGGAAUCUGUAUAAACAAUAUGAUUUAUCGCUGGAAGAAGAUUAAAAAUUCACAUUUUCUCAUAUAUGA